AUGGAGGAAACAGGCGUGACCCUCCCCUCUCCGCCAGCAGAAGCUACCCUGGUCCCACUCGACUCCGCGAUUCGCACCACUCCAAUACACCCCGACCUUCCAGAAAUCCAAGUACCUGGCGAACCACUCCCUUCUUACCACUACCACCCAAUAACCUGCCAGCCUAUGGACGAAGAUGCUAUCAGAGAAGAGCUGGAAAAGCUGCGUCAAGAAUAUCCGACACGCGAAGCCGCGUUGAGAGCGCAAGAGCUAGCCGCGAAGGAAGCCAAGCGCAGAAUCGAGGAGGCCGAGAAAAAAAAGAGAGCAAAUCCAAAAAGAAAUGGAUAA
Penicillium chermesinum is the source of this 327-nucleotide messenger RNA. RefSeq lists its product as uncharacterized. NCBI's taxonomy places the organism in Eukaryota, Fungi, Ascomycota, Eurotiomycetes, Eurotiales, Aspergillaceae. Bases 1 to 327 code for a protein of 108 amino acids. The record is from RefSeq and is a predicted model, not a curated record. The transcript has a single exon.